Molecule: messenger RNA, 1633 nt
Organism: Arabidopsis thaliana (thale cress)
Lineage: Eukaryota; Viridiplantae; Streptophyta; Magnoliopsida; Brassicales; Brassicaceae
Gene: ACBP2
Product: acyl-CoA binding protein 2
Exons: 5
Coding region: 226-1017 (263 amino acids)
Biological process (GO): lipid transport
Cellular component (GO): peroxisomal membrane; endoplasmic reticulum membrane; plasma membrane
Molecular function (GO): fatty-acyl-CoA binding
Source: RefSeq, marked reviewed
AUUAAAAAGUCUUAACGCCCACAACGAAAAGGAACUUCUCUUUUUGUUUGGUGACUGAAUCGGUGGAAAACAACACAAGUUUGUUCCUUUUUGUCUCUCCAGAUCCCUUGGCUUCCUUCUUCUUCUUCAUCCUCCUCGUGAGACUCUGUGUUGAAAUUUCUCUAGGGUUUUAAUUAUCGGCGUUGGUUUUUCGUUUUUGAGAAUUUGAUUUCGUUUUUAGAAAUAAUGGGUGAUUGGGCUCAACUUGCUCAGUCUGUGAUCCUAGGUUUGAUUUUCUCUUACCUUCUCGCUAAGCUGAUCUCGAUCGUCGUCACGUUUAAAGAAGACAAUCUCUCUCUUACUCGUCACCCAGAGGAGUCUCAAUUGGAAAUUAAACCGGAAGGAGUUGACUCGCGACGUCUCGAUUCCUCUUGCGGUGGUUUCGGUGGUGAGGCGGAUUCGCUUGUGGCGGAGCAGGGUAGCUCCCGAAGUGAUAGCGUUGCCGGUGACGACAGUGAGGAAGAUGAUGAUUGGGAAGGCGUCGAGAGCACGGAACUCGAUGAGGCUUUUAGCGCCGCCACUCUUUUUGUGACUACCGCCGCCGCAGAUCGGCUUUCGCAGAAGGUACCGAGUGAUGUGCAGCAGCAGCUUUACGGAUUGUAUAAGAUUGCUACGGAAGGGCCGUGUACUGCUCCUCAGCCAUCAGCUCUCAAAAUGACUGCUCGUGCCAAGUGGCAAGCAUGGCAGAAACUGGGAGCUAUGCCACCUGAAGAGGCGAUGGAGAAGUAUAUUGAGAUUGUCACUCAGCUUUACCCAACUUGGUUAGACGGUGGCGUGAAAGCCGGAAGUCGGGGUGGGGAUGAUGCAGCCUCCAACUCAAGAGGAACCAUGGGACCAGUUUUUAGCUCUUUGGUUUAUGAUGAGGAGUCCGAAAAUGAGUUGAAGAUUGAUGCCAUACACGGAUUUGCUAGAGAAGGAGAAGUCGAGAAUUUACUGAAAAGCAUUGAAAGCGGCAUUCCUGUAAAUGCAAGGGGUUAGUCUCUGCUUGUAUAUUCCGUUUCUUGGAAGUUCAUUCUCGUGAUGUUGGAUCUGCAUUCUAAUUUUCCCAUAAACUGCAGACAGUGAAGGUCGCACACCAUUGCACUGGGCUAUAGACCGUGGCCACCUCAACAUCGCCAAAGUUCUGGUCGAUAAGAACGCCGAUGUGAAUGCUAAGGACAACGAAGGCCAAACCCCUUUGCAUUAUGCUGUUGUAUGCGACAGAGAAGCUAUCGCCGAGUUUCUGGUUAAACAGAACGCAAACACAGCCGCUAAAGAUGAGGAUGGAAACUCUCCCCUUGAUCUCUGUGAAUCAGACUGGCCCUGGAUCCGAGAUUCUGCAAAGCAGGCAGACUAAACAAAUACUAACCACGUCUUCUCUAAAUCCGCAAUGUAUAUGAUCAAAUGACUUAGUAAGAAGCUUUUCUUUACUUUAAACUUUCUUUCCAUCCCUACCACAUCACUGGGAUGUUCCAACACUAUAUCACUUGGAUGUUACCAAGUCUUGUUCUUUGAUUUCUUUCUUCUUACAUUUUAACAAUCUUUUGUUCCUUUAGGCUUUAUGAUAUGUCGUAACCGGUUUUGUUGGUUUGCUAUAAAUACACACAUAUAGACA